Molecule: messenger RNA, 2584 nt
Organism: Cebus imitator (Panamanian white-faced capuchin)
Lineage: Eukaryota; Metazoa; Chordata; Mammalia; Primates; Cebidae
Gene: MBOAT7
Product: membrane bound O-acyltransferase domain containing 7
Exons: 8
Coding region: 545-1963 (472 amino acids)
Biological process (GO): lipid modification; phosphatidylinositol biosynthetic process
Cellular component (GO): membrane; mitochondria-associated endoplasmic reticulum membrane contact site
Molecular function (GO): lysophospholipid acyltransferase activity
Source: RefSeq, a predicted model, not a curated record
GACUCGACUAUCUCCGAAGAAAACCGAAACAUGUGGCCCCGCCCACGCCGACGCCAGCACUCGGUUCUCGACUAUCUCCGAAGUGAGCGGAAGUUUGUGGCCCCACCUCCAGUGAACUCAAGCUCCCGACUGUGCCCGAAGGAACCCGAACGGAGACCCCGCCUCAUCUCUCACGCUACGUUCCAGACCCCGCCUCCUUUCCGAAGCCUGUCUGUUCCUCUUCGGGCCCAAGGCUUUCGGCUCCUCCUCGUUCCGAGCCUGAAGCCCCGCCCCUUCACGUACUCGGAGCUCGGAGCCCAUUGCAGACCUGGACUCGAGUGCUGCUGCCGGCUCGCGCUCCUGGCGCCCGCUCCCGGGCUCCUUUCCUGCCCGCCCGGGGCCCUGACCGUGGCCUCAUCCCCGGCCCGAUCCGUGGGGCUCGGCUGGCGCCCCGAAGGAGCAGCCGGCGCGGGGGCGCACUGGGCGGGGGAGGCGUGGCCGGAGCCGCGGCGGCUCGCGGUCUGGGACUGCUCGGCCGCCUCCUUCCCGGCGGGCGGCUCAGACCAUGUCUCCAGAAGAAUGGACGUAUCUAGUGGUUCUUCUUAUCUCCAUCCCCAUCGGCUUCCUCUUUAAGAAAGCUGGUCCUGGGCUGAAGAGAUGGGGGGCAGCCGCAGUGGGCCUGGGGCUCACCCUGUUCACCUGUGGCCCCCACACUUUGCAUUCUCUGAUCACCAUCCUCGGGACCUGGGCCCUCAUUCAGGCCCAGCCCUGCUCCUGCCACGCCCUGGCUCUGGCCUGGACUUUCUCCUAUCUCCUGUUCUUCCGAGCCCUCAGCCUGCUUGGCCUGCCUACUCCCACGCCCUUCACCAAUGCGGUCCAGCUGCUGCUGACGCUGAAGCUGGUGAGCCUGGCCAGUGAAGUCCAGGACCUGCACCUGGCCCAGAGGAAGGAAAUGGCCACGGGCUUCAGCAAGGGGCCCACCCUGGGGCUGCUGCCCGACGUGCCCUCCUUGAUGGAGACAGUCAGCUACAGCUACUGCUACGUGGGAAUCAUGACCGGCCCGUUCUUCCGCUACCGCACCUACCUGGACUGGCUGGAGCAGCCCUUCCCGGGGGCCGUGCCCAGCCUGCGGCCCCUGCUGCGCCGCGCCUGGCCGGCCCCGCUCUUCGGCCUGCUGUUCCUGCUCUCCUCCCACCUCUUCCCGCUGGAGGCCGUGCGCGAGGACGCCUUCUACGCUCGCCCGCUGCCCGCCCGCCUGUUCUACAUGAUCCCCGUCUUCUUCGCCUUCCGCAUGCGCUUCUACGUGGCCUGGAUUGCCGCCGAGUGCGGCUGCAUUGCCGCCGGCUUCGGGGCCUACCCCGUGGCCGCCAAAGCCCGGGCCGGGGGCGGCCCCACCCUCCAAUGCCCACCCCCCAGCAGUCCGGAGAAGGCGGCUUCCCUGGAGUAUGACUAUGAGACCAUCCGCAACAUCGACUGCUACGGCACGGAUUUCUGCGUGCGGGUGCGCGAUGGCAUGCGGUACUGGAACAUGACGGUGCAGUGGUGGCUGGCGCAGUACAUCUACAAGAGCGCCCCUGCCCGCUCCUAUGUGCUGCGGAGCGCCUGGACCAUGCUGCUGAGCGCCUACUGGCACGGUCUCCACCCGGGCUACUACCUGAGCUUCCUGACCAUCCCGCUGUGCCUGGCUGCGGAGGGCCGGCUGGAGUCGGCCCUGCGGGGGCGGCUGAGCCCAGGGGGGCAGAAGGCCUGGGACUGGGUGCACUGGUUCCUGAAGAUGCGCGCCUACGACUACAUGUGCAUGGGCUUCGUGCUCCUCUCGAUGGCAGACACGCUUCGGUACUGGGCCUCCAUCUACUUCUGCAUCCACUUCCUGGCCCUGGCUGCCCUGGGGCUGGGGCUGGCAUUGGGUGGGGGCAGCCCUGGCCGGCGGAAGGCAGCCUCCCAGCCCACCAACCUUGCCCCGGAGAAGCUCCGGGAGGAGUAAGCUCCCGAGACGCUCCCUCUGCCAGCGGGUCCCGGGGAUUCUGUGAACCAGGCUGCUGUCUCCUCCCCAGAAGGAGUCCUUACCUUGGCAAGGUUCCUGGAGAGAAUUUCCUCUUCCCCAGCUAAUACCCUGCCUGCCACUGAAGCAGACUUGCCCUCUGCCCAGGGGCCUCCAGUGGCCACUCUCUUCCUACAAAAUCCAAGUCUUGUCCUGACAAGAGUCUCCCUUGCCCCUGCUCCGGCUUCGGGGUCUCCAGAGAGCACUGCACUUCCCAAGAACAGAAGGGGCCUAUGAGCGGCAGGUUUGGGCAGAUUCUCUUUCUGCAUCCACAGUGUGUGGUUGGAGCCUGGGGGAGGCCCUGGGAGUCGGCAGCCUCUUCCUGUGUCUUUUGCUCUGACUUUAGCUCAUCAUGCCCAUAUUGCAGACUUGGAAGGAAGCAUAAGCUUCCCAUUUCACAAAGGGGAAACUGAGGCACGGGUGCGCAGGCCUGGGGACUGCCACUCCACGGCUUACGUCUGAGUCACCUUGGGGCCCCAAUGCUCCUGGCUCCCUCUUCUCAUUCCUUGGCCUGUGACAGGUCACAGUGUGUAAAUCUUUCCCAAUAAAGUGUUGCACAAAUGC